AUGGCUGUGGCCGAUGGGGUGGGGAUAAUGCAGGGGUCGUCGGGGAGCUCGGUUACGUCGACACCGUCGUGGAGUGAUUUGCUGCACUUUGACAACGUUGACGCUUUGGGGGGUGGUAUUGUUUCCGGCUUGGUUGUCCCUACCUCGGACGUCAGUGUGAUGGGCGCAAAUCAAGGCCAGACGGAUGAUUUGGGUAUCGCCGAGCUAAUGGACGCUGGAGGAUGUGCUUAUCAGUUUGAUCCGAAGUUUGCAAUGGAUUUUGAGAAUGAUCUUCUACACCUUUCAACUACCACCCAAGCUGCCGUGCCAGCUGUUUCUAGUCAUACCUACUCGCCUUCUUCUCUCAGUCUUCCGAGACAUCUUCAAGAAGUUGGCAGUCAAUAUAUAUCUCCUCCACAGCUCGCAACUCAGCCCGUUACCUCCCAUCCUGCUCUCGAUACCAACACUCUGCACUCUGUAUCUUCAUCGUCUUCAUCUUCUUCAGUCACACAGAGUCCACCAGGAUCUUCCGCACACUCAGUCGCUCCACGUCGCAAAAGAGAACAAACCACUUCGUCCGAUCCGUCUGACGCUGCCGCUGAGAAGCGUCGCCGUAACACGCUCGCCGCGAGGCGGUUCCGACAACGACAACAAGAUCGAAUUGCACAGUUGGAGCGGGCGUUAGAACAGGUUGCUCAAGAACGAGACGAAUUGAAAAUGCAGGUUGCAAAGUGGGAAGGCGAAGCGACGGCCCUCAGAGGCAUACUUGGAAAGAGGUCAAGCCGCGAGUAG
Ophidiomyces ophidiicola is the source of this 771-nucleotide messenger RNA. RefSeq lists its product as uncharacterized. The record is from RefSeq and is a predicted model, not a curated record. Bases 1 to 771 code for a protein of 256 amino acids. The transcript has 2 exons. Gene Ontology annotation, molecular function: DNA-binding transcription activator activity, RNA polymerase II-specific; RNA polymerase II transcription regulatory region sequence-specific DNA binding. Gene Ontology annotation, biological process: regulation of transcription by RNA polymerase II. NCBI's taxonomy places the organism in Eukaryota, Fungi, Ascomycota, Eurotiomycetes, Onygenales, Onygenaceae. Gene Ontology annotation, cellular component: nucleus.